AUGGGAAACCACAGCAUGUUCAGUGAGUUCAUCCUCCUUGGGCUGUCUGCUGACCCUCAGGCCCAAAUUCUUCUCUUCAUGUUGUUUCUGGUGAUUUACCUUCUGACCUUGAUGGGAAACCUGGUGAUGCUGCUGGUGAUCAGAUCUGAUUCCCAUCUUCACACACCCAUGUACUUCUUUUUGGGACAACUAUCUUUCCUGGACCUCUGCCACUCGUCUGUCACGGUACCUAAGAUGCUGGAGAAUCUACUCUCUAAAAGCAAAACCAUCUUAGUAGAGAGCUGCCUGGCUCAAGCCUUCUUUGUGUUUGCCACGGGGGGCACUGAAGCUUGUCUGCUAGCUGUGAUGGCCUAUGACCGCUACGUAGCCAUCAGCUCCCCUCUGCUCUAUAGCCAGGUGAUAAGCAAUCAGCUCUGUGUCAGGCUGGUAUGGGGCUCUUGGUUCCUUGCUUUUGUUGAUGCUCUCAUCAAUAUACUCCUGGCUGUCAACUUAGAUUACUGUGAAGACCAAAUUAUUCCCCACUUCAGCUGUGAACUGUCUUCUCUCUUCCCUCUGUCUUGCUCUGACACCUCCAUCAACUUCAUAUUCCUCCUAUGCUCCUCUGUCUUGCAUUUCUUUGGAACUUUCAUCUUGAUCGUCUUCUCUUAUAUCCGCAUUGUCUCCACCAUUAUGAGUAUCAGCUCCACUUCUGGCAGAAGCAAGGCUUUCUCCACCUGCUCCUCCCACCUCACUACUGUGAUCCUGUUCUAUGGCUCUGGCUUCCUCAGCUAUCUCUUGCCAAUCUCAGGCUCCUCCCUAGAAGUUAUCUUCCCCUUGCAGUACACUGUGGUCACUCCCAUGCUCAAUCCUCUCAUCUACAGUCUGCAGAACAAGGAGGUGAAGACAGCCAUGAGAAGAAUCUUAAGAAGAUACAUUAACUCUUUUGUGUAG
Messenger RNA from Talpa occidentalis (Iberian mole), 930 nucleotides. RefSeq names its product olfactory receptor 8S1-like. Lineage: Eukaryota; Metazoa; Chordata; Mammalia; Eulipotyphla; Talpidae. The record is from RefSeq and is a predicted model, not a curated record. The coding region runs from base 1 to 930 and encodes 309 amino acids. Gene Ontology annotation, biological process: G protein-coupled receptor signaling pathway. Gene Ontology annotation, molecular function: G protein-coupled receptor activity; olfactory receptor activity. Gene Ontology annotation, cellular component: membrane. The transcript has a single exon.